Erpetoichthys calabaricus (reedfish) is the source of this 547-nucleotide messenger RNA. RefSeq names its product CD59 molecule (CD59 blood group) (gene cd59a). The transcript has 4 exons. Bases 141 to 503 code for a protein of 120 amino acids. Lineage: Eukaryota; Metazoa; Chordata; Cladistia; Polypteriformes; Polypteridae. The record is from RefSeq and is a predicted model, not a curated record.
AUCAACACAGCUCUCAUCUGUUUAGGCUAGUCGCCGCUUUUGUCAGAAAUAGAAACGCGAGUGAAAGGACGGUUUUGGAGGAGAAUCCUCGAGUUUCAGCGAGCAGACUGUAGUUGGUGAAAAAGAGACUCUCCAAGAAAAUGCCUAACACAGGCAUCCUUUGCGCCACAUUGGUUUUGGCAUUGAUCGGCUUGGGUUUUGCCUUGGAUUGCUAUAAGUGUACCACUGGCACCCCAUGCCAGGUUACAACAUGUAUGGCUGGCGAAGACUCCUGUUUGAGUAUGGAGUCCUCAGCGGGAUUUGUGAAGCAGUGCAUUAAGUAUGACGACUGUAACAAGGAGACGUUGAAAGCCCGUUUCCCCCAGAUGACAGGAGCUACCAGUUUUUACUGCUGCAACAGGAAUUUGUGCAAUGGUACCCCGUCAACUACUCUGACAUCACCAGUACUGUUGAUCCUGGCUGCGGCUUUGUUUGUCGUGUGGCUCCCCUUUGGACAUGUAUAAAGUUGUGCAAUCAGCUGCACUCCUUGUUCAGGAAAAGUUUCUUU